GUAGAAUCACAGGCAUCCGGGUACCUGUUAGGUUAUAUGUGGUCAUGUGACCCUUAUUCGGCCAUCUUGUUGUGGAAACGAAGAGAGACAGAGAGCUCGUAUAGAAACCCUGUGCUGUCAGUAAAGCAGAGAACUUUAUAAAAUGGCGGAAACCCAGACACUCAACUUUGGACCUGAAUGGCUUCGUGCUCUGUCCGGUGGAGGAAGUGUCACCUCUCCUCCACUCUCACCAGCAUUGCCAAAGUAUAAACUUGCAGAUUACCGCUAUGGAAGGGAAGAGAUGCUUGCACUUUAUGUAAAAGAUAAUAAGAUUCCUGUAGACUUACAAGAUAAAGAAUUUCUGCCUAUUUUACAAGAGGAGCCCCUGCCGCCACUGGCACUGGUACCUUUUACAGAAGAAGAACAGAGAAACUUCUCAACAUCUGUAAAUAGUGCUGCUGUGCUGCGACUAACAGGGAGAGGAGGAGGAACAGUGGCAGGGGCUCCACGAGGUCGAAGUUCCUCGAGAGGCAGAGGUCGGGGCCGCGGUGAUGGAGGCUUUUACCAAAGAAGCUUUGAUGAUGUGGAAGGAGGGUUUGGUCGAGGUGCGCGAGAGAUGCAUCGUUCUCAGAGCUGGGAAGAGAGGGGGGACAGGAGGUUUGAAAAGCCAGGUCGAAAAGAAACAGAGGUUUCCCCGGCUCAUUUUCAACUGAAUCAUAUAAGGUCCAACUACGAGGAUGGUGGGACAGGCACAAACCGGAAGCACGACUUCACACGUUCCGAGAGUGAGAACUGGCGCACGUCCCGAGAGGAGCAGAACGGUGAGGAGGAUGAGGGGGGCUGGCGGCUAGCAGGCCCACGGCGAGAUCCUGACCGGUGGCGCCCUCACAGCCCAGAUGGGCUCCGGUCAUCGGGAUGGCGGGAACAUCCAGACCAGCGCAGGCGCUUCCCGUUUGACUCCCGGGACGAGGACCGAGGGUAUCGAAGGACACGUCUCGGCAGUGGUAGUCAGGACGACGAGCGGGACAGCCUUCCUGAGUGGUGCUUGGAUGACGCUGAUGAAGAGAUGGGCACCUUUGAUUCUUCGGGGGCCUUUCUCUCUCUCAAGGUGAGGGGCACUGAGCUCUCCAGCCUCCCAUCACGCAAGAAGGCUCCCAAAGAGCCCAUUCCAGAGGAGGCAGAGCUGGACUUCAGGCCAUCAGAAGAGUGCGAAGAGCGGGGACGGUUAGAGAAAGAGGAGAGCGAGCCGGAAGAGGCCAAAGAGCUGGACAGAGCAGGCUGUGAUGAGGAUGGGGAUUCGGGAAGGCCCCAGGACGAGGCAGCACCCUCGCAGUCUCCACCUGCCUCGUCACAGGCCGAGCUCCCAGCUGACCUGCCCUCACCUCCCAGCCGGCCCGAGAGGACGGAUUCCCCCCCUGAAAGAAAUGAGAGAGCCGCCAUUCCGAACGUGCAGCCAGAACCCAUCAAAGUGGCUUGCCCACCCGGGGCAACCAGCAGCCUGGCGGAAGCCACCGCGCUCCACCAUGCCCCCCCUGUGCUUCCAGAAAUCACAGCCCCACUCCCCAUAACACAGCAGAAGUCCCCAGAGAUGCCUUUAACGCUCCCAGCCCCACUACCUUUCCCAGAAGCCUCUGCUCCAGUAGCAGGACCCAUAAAUCAAAUGGACACUGACGAUGAUGAGGGUCUGAAGCACUUUGAGCAGGAGGCUGAGAAGAUGGUAGCAUAUCUCCAGGACAAUGCUGUGGACGACGACCGGUUGGCAGCUAAGAUGGUGGAAAGGACAAAGCCCACGGCCCUCCCGUUGACACACGAAGGGGCACUCAAAUGGUUCUACAAGGACCCACAGGGAGAGAUACAAGGGCCUUUCUCAAACCAGGAGAUGAUGGAGUGGUUUCAGGCCGGCUAUUUCACCAUGUCCUUGCUGGUGAAAAGGGGCUGUGAUGAACUCUUCCAUCCCCUGGGUGAGAUAAUGAAGAUGUGGGGGCGGGUCCCCUUUACACCAGGCCCCUCACCGCCUCCACUCCUGGGUGACGUGGACCAGGAGAGGCUGAAGAGGCAACGUGAGCUGACGGCGCUCAACCUGUACCAGCUGCAACAGCUGCAGUACCAGUACCUUCUCAGGCAGCAAUACGCCCAGGCUCUGGCCCAGCAGCAGAAAGCCGCUGCCCUCGGUUCCCCACAGCAGCAGCAGCAGCAACAGCAGCAGCAGCCGGCACCGCAGAUCAGCCACUUGCUCCCACCAUACCAGGCUGUGAAGAUGAGGACAUCAGAACCUCCUGUGACUCGUUCCAUGUCUGUUCCUGACUCUGCUUCUGUGUGGGAGUUACAAAACCAGACAUCACAACCCUCCGGGGCAGCUAACGUCCAACAUGUAUCUCACAGUGCCUGGGAAAGCGGCAGCGUGUGGGACCUGCCCAUUGAACCUAUGGCUGCAGCACCAACAAUUGAGCAGAUGCAGCAGCUGGAAAAAGUAAAGGCUGCCAAGAUGGAGCAGGACAGACGGGAGGCGGAACUCCAGGCAAAGAGGGAAGAGGAAGAGCGGAAGCGCAGGGAGGAAGAGGAGCUGGCGAGACGUUCCAAGGAGGAGGCGCUAAGACGGCAACGGGAGCAAGAGGCAGCACUUCGCAGGCAGAAGGAGGAGGAGGAGAGGCAGGCGCAAGAGAGGAGAAGGGAAGAGGAGGAGAGAAGGCAAACGGAAGAAAUGCUCCGCAAGCAGGAGGAGGAGUUGCGGAACCAGGAGGAGCUCCGCAGGCGGGAGGAGGAGAAGCGUUUGGCUGAAGAGGCAGCAGUGCGGCAGCGGCUACAGGAGGAGCAGAAGAGGAAGGAGCAGGAACAGCGAAAGAAGGAGCAGGAGCUCCAGAGGCAGCAGGAGCUCCAGAGACAGCAGGAACUCCAACGACAGCAGGAACUUCAGAAGCAGCAGGAGCUCCAACGACAGCAGGAACUUCAGAAGCAGCAGGAGCUCCAACGACAGCAGGAGUUGCAAAGACAGCAGGAGCUGCAGAGGCAAAGACAGCAGCAGCAGGAGGCACUACGUCGACUCCAGCAGCAGCAGCAGCUGGCACAGAUGAAGCUCCCAUCGUCCUCAAAGUGGGGCCAGCAGUCCAGCUCCCUGCCGUCCCAGACACAGACCGCCUUAUCCCUUGCGGAGAUCCAGAAGGUGGAGGAGGAGAGGGAGCGCCAGGCCCGAGAAGAGAAGCGACUACAGCAGCAGCAGCUAAUGAAAGUCCUCCAGCUGCAGCAGCAGCAGCAACAGCAGCAGCAGCAGCAGCAGGCCAAGCUCUCGGGCUGGGGUAGCAUGGCGAAGCAGCCACCAGCCGCCAAGUCCCUGCUGGAGAUCCAGCAGGAGGAGGCCCAGCAGAUGAAGCAGCAGCAGAAGAAGGAGCAGCAGAUGGGCGGCAGCCAGCAGAGCCGGGCUCAGACGCGAGCGAACAAUAUGAGUAACUCAGUGUGGGGGUCCAUCAGUAGCAGCUCCCCCCAGUGGAGCAGCUCGGAACUGGGCAGCAGCAUCUGGGGCAGUCCUGAUACUAAGAACUCCAACCUGGGCUUUUGGGAUGAAGGCAUGAAGGAGGCCACAGUGCCCUCAAAGCGAAACAACAAGAACAAUGCCAACUUUGGGAACUCGCUGAGUGGCCGGGGAAAUAAGAAGGUAGAGGAAGAGGAGCAGAAGUUGCUGAAGCUCUUCCAGGGGGUCACCAACAGCCAGGAUGGCUUCACGCAAUGGUGUGAGCAGACCCUGCAUGCCCUCAACACCGCCAACAACCUGGACGUUCCUACGUUUGCCUCUUUCCUGAAGGAGGUGGAUUCCCCCUAUGAGGUCCACGACUAUGUAAGAGCCUAUCUGGGAGAUACACCCGAGGCGAAGGACUUUGCCAAGCACUUUCUGGAGCGUCGUGCCAAACAGAAACCCUUGCAGCAGCAGCAGCUGCCACAGCCACAGCAGGAAUCUGUCUGGGGAGUUAACCAGACUGGAUUACAGUCUAUCUUCCAGUCGAAUCAUGCGAGUAUGCAGCAGUCCAGCUUUGAGACCGUUCAGUCUGGGAAGAAGAAGAAGAAACAGAAGAUGGUACGAGCGGACCCCAGCCUCUUAGGUUUUUCUGUGAAUGCGGCAUCUGAGCGGCUGAAUAUGGGGGAGAUUGAGACAGUGGAGGACUUUUGAAAAGCCUUCGGACUUCUGCCGACUCUGAACAUUUCCAUUCUCAGCAAAUACAGUUUUACCCUAUCAGCAAAAAAAAACAAAAAAAGGAAAAUAGCUACAGCCCCCUUUUUAAGUUGAAUUUCAAAUGGGAACUACCUCCCCCCUCCAGCCCCCCCUCUCUCCCAAUUUUGAAAAGGAGGGAACUGUCACCACUUGUAUUUCACUAAGUGGCUCAGCAGUUAGUUCAGGCUAAAAGCUUCAUCUCUUGAUUUCAGUUUGCGGGGAGGGGUGGCGAGAAGUUCAGGAGUCAUGAGAACUGAACGCCUUUGCCACCAGAGCCCGAUCUCGUGCUCCCUCUGACUUUCUGAACCCACAGACCCACAAGUGGAUGUCCCCCCCUCCCCCCCGCAAAAAAAAAUCACUCACUACUGGUGCUUAUAUCUGCAAACUGACGUAACCAGAGGGUGAAAUUCCGCUGUCACGUUUGGAGGACGAGCAGACAAUGGGAAAAUGCAUAAUCUCUUGUAUUUAUUUAAAGCUUUUCCAUUUUCCUUUUUUUAUUUUCUUCCCUUAUCUGCCAGUUGUUCGUGGGACAAGAAAUAUGACUCUGGAGGAUGUCCUGUUUUAAGGGCGUGUUCAAACAGUUCUAAGUAGUUACCAAUUUCUUGUAAAAUACUAGCCUGUUAAAAAAUAAACUUUAAAUUCUGCAACUGUAUUAUAAAAUA
Messenger RNA from Brienomyrus brachyistius, 4842 nucleotides. It is a transcript of the gene gigyf2, whose product is annotated as GRB10 interacting GYF protein 2. NCBI's taxonomy places the organism in Eukaryota, Metazoa, Chordata, Actinopteri, Osteoglossiformes, Mormyridae. The record is from RefSeq and is a predicted model, not a curated record. The transcript is spliced from 29 exons. Gene Ontology annotation, molecular function: protein binding. Bases 143 to 4138 code for a protein of 1331 amino acids. Gene Ontology annotation, biological process: insulin-like growth factor receptor signaling pathway. Gene Ontology annotation, cellular component: membrane; vesicle; proximal dendrite.